This is a messenger RNA of Toxorhynchites rutilus septentrionalis, 3907 nucleotides long. RefSeq lists its product as uncharacterized. The transcript is spliced from 3 exons. Bases 390 to 3863 code for a protein of 1157 amino acids. Lineage: Eukaryota; Metazoa; Arthropoda; Insecta; Diptera; Culicidae. Gene Ontology annotation, biological process: proteolysis. The record is from RefSeq and is a predicted model, not a curated record. Gene Ontology annotation, molecular function: metallocarboxypeptidase activity; zinc ion binding.
GAUAAACUUAUAAUAUGCGCUAUUGUAGUCGAAUGCGAUGCUAAAAAGCAUCAUAAACUCAGCAACUACUCGGCGCAGGAACGCCAACUGGAGCAUAUCCAAGUUCACGUGUGCCUAUAUCAAUCCGACGACGACGAUAAGUCGUGCUUUGGUAAUGCUUAGUGCCGCCGCGGAGAUCCAGAAAAUUUGUCAACCGUUUCGCGCAGAGAAGCAAAAAAAAAGCUUGAGAUAAUCGCGGAAAAUGCGUCGCUCUGCACACGGUUCAUUGCGUUUGGUCCCCCUUUGGGGGUUGGAUGAGUAGCAUUUCCGAGCGCGGUUUCGGAAGAUCAAGGUUAGUUCGAGUAUGAGCGUUGCGAGGAUCGGUUGGGUUAUUCUUGUGCCCCGCGAAAAUGGUCGAGAAGCAGUACCUGUUGAUCGUGGUGUUUUGUGUGGUGCUGAACAAAAAUGUAGCUCUAAAUGCGAUCUAUGUGAACAAUCAGAAAAUUGACAAGCUUGAGCUGGAUCGGAUAAAGUUGCUGAAUCCGUCGGAACCGAACGUUUACGUGACUAAAGAUAGUCUCCUGACCAAGGAGAACUUUACGUAUCCUCUCAAUUAUUACCAGUAUUUAUUGGGAGACAAUUUGACUCAAAGAGAGAUCUACUCAACUACAACUGAUCUACCGGAGAGCACGACCACCGACAUCCCCACGACCGCAGCGGUGAACUACGCCGACGAUCUAUCGUCGGUGGAAAAUACCCUGAACAACACGACCCCAAUCUACAAGGGAGAUUACCACGUUGAGAAGCGCCCUCUGACGUCCACCUCCCGUCCGGCGAUUCAUCUCAAAAAGCCCAAAACAAGACCACAUACUACGUCGUCACCACCGCCACCAAUGAAAAAUGAAACCAAACUCACCAAGGAAACGCUGGACUUGCUUCGGAAGUAUUUCACCAUUAACUGCACCCUUACCCCUAUUCAGGAAGCUUCAACGACUGCUCUGCCGCAAGUCACCAUACGGAAACCCAAAACCAAAACCAAAUCCAAACCAACCACCACAGCGUCCACAGCGGUCCCAUUGAAGGUGGUGAAGAGGCCUACCAAACCUCGGAAAACCAAGAAACACCGCCGUCCAGUGGAUUACGUAGAUCCCCCGGUGAUCGCGAAGAUCGGUAGCGUCCUGGAGAGUGUCUACAAUUACAUGCAGGACAGCUUGGUGAGUACCGAGUACGUCUCCGUAGAGGAGGAGGAGGACGAAGAAGAAUUCAGAGAAGCUCCAAACGAGAAGGUUGUCACGCAAUUUGAAAGGGGCAAAAAGAUGAAACGUAACUCGGUUGAUUCGUACGAAGGGGACUCGGUGACGACCCAGGCAUCGCAGCUCUAUCAGCCGGAAUCGAAGCAGGUCACCUUCACGAGGCUUCCGCUGGUUGGGGGAGUCUCGGAUAACAAGAAUAAACUGACGACGAACAUACAGGUGACGAGUGAGUACACGCCAGCAACGCCGGCUACGGUCCCGAUUUUUCCCCAAGUGCCCGGGUUUGGAGACAAGGAUAAGAGCAGUGAGGAGAGCGAGUCCGAGGAGGACGAUGAAGGGGAUUAUUAUGGGGGUUUCGCGAAUGCCAGCUAUGAAGAUGAUGAUGAGGAAAGUGGGGAAGAGGAGGAGGACGAGAGUGACGAGUACGGUGAAAGUGAGGAAGGGACCGGCAAUCAAGCUGAUCAUGUGGCGAAUGAUAAAGAGUAUGACUAUGAAGAGGAUGAUGAGGAUAGGGACAAUGUGUCCGGGAAGCCGACCAAGGUGAAGAAACGGAAGCCUCCCGAGAGUUUGGAAGAGUAUAGUGAGGAGGAAGGGGACGACUACGAUAGUGGCGAGAGCUCUGGAAACAACGGAGGUUUCUUCUCGGGGAUCAUGGCGUCCAUCGGACGCUUUGUGAGAUCUUUCGGGUUCGGUUCACGUCGCGUGGAGGAAUAUGAUGAUUCUGAAGAAGGUAGGAGUACCACACCGAGGAUAUUGGAGCUGAAGAAGCGUCCCACCAGGAGCGCUGAUAACGAGGCUCAAUCUCAGAUCGAAAGGGUUCAUGAAUCAACGGAAAAGCAGCAGCCCUGGUACCUUUAUCCAUCGUAUUUGUUCAAUGAAGUCAAUGAAGAGCCUGAAAUCCCGAUUCCCCCUAUUGAAACCAAUCCGAUUGCAGAAGAAAACUUCAGUGACGAUUGGUUCCAGUUCAUGAUGCCCUGGGAGUUCUUCAAUCCAUGGCCAGCUUGGGAGGAUUCUUCCACCCAAUCGCCCGUUGAGGUGACAACUGUCAUGACCACAACAACCACCUCGGAAGCUGGUUCUGGUUGGUUCCCACAAAUUUUCGGUGCUUCCGGAACCAACGAACCCCCGCCACUGAAUUCGGCCACACCUAAACCAAUCAUUCCAUUUUUGCCCGCCUCCGAUCCUCUACAAAAGCCAGAAACCUGGAUCAACGCCCUCGCCCAGCAUGUGUUCACGACCACAAGGGUCCCGAGGAGCACCACCCAGGACCCCUCGGCGAGUUAUAAGAUCAAUUACGGGGGUCACCAGCUGUGGCGUGUCUAUCCAAAAACCGACGCGGACAUACACUACCUGGAGGACUAUAGGCUAUCUCCGGAGGGACUCAAACUGCAGUGGUGGAAAGGACCCAAUCUGCGGGGCCCCAACGAUAUACUUGUUCCUCCCGGUAUGCUUCAAGCGAUCGGGGAGUAUCUCCAGGACGAGGGACUCGCGAAGGACGUUGUCAUCCGCAAUCUAGGCCAAGCGAUACUAUACGAGAACCCAAAGAUGACCCGGAGGGAGCAGAUCGAGAACGAGGUUCUGCACGGUCAUCCGCUGACCUGGUAUCGCUACCAUCGGUAUGGAGAUAUCGUGAAGUUUAUGAACCAUCUGGGGAGAAGGUAUCCGAAGAAUGUUGAAUUGAUACACGUGGGUAGGAGCUUCGAGGGACGUCCGCUUACGGUCGUGAGCGUGAGGUUCGAGGGAAAAGGUUCGCAGGUCAAACGUUCGAAGUUUGUGAAGGGAAAGAAGCGAUUGUUGGCGAAGAAAAAGAGGACGCAGCGGGGUGCUGUUUUCGUUGAAGCCGGAGCUCAUGGACGCGAGUGGAUCGGACCGAGCGUUGCCACGUGGAUGAUCGAUGCCUUGACCAAUGCAAUCACGAGCAAUGACACUGAAUGGGAGAAUAUGAAGUCUAUGGAUUGGUACAUUUUACCCGUUUUGAACCCGGAUGGGUAUGAAUACAGCCACGAGUACGAUCGGAUGUGGAGGAAGACUCGCUCGAAGCAUUUGGAAACCCAAAGCUCGGGAGUGCUCGCGUCAGCCCUAAACUGGUUUCAUGCCCAGAGUCCGCUCUCAGCAGACUCGGAUCGCGUCUGUUUCGGAACGGAUCUCGAUCGGAACUGGGAUCAUAUGUGGAAUGCAGAGGGGGCUUCCAGAUCGACCUGCAGCGAGUACUACUCCGGCAACAAGGCAUUCUCCGAGCCAGAAGCCAAAGCGCUGAGUAGAUUUCUGCUCAACGACCGACGCAAUAUACAGAUCUUCGUUUCGCUGCACUCAUACGGCCAGACUAUCAGCUAUCCAGAUGAGAAGCACUCGGAGAGUGAUGAACGGCACAGCGAGGUUCACGAGAUGGCAACGGUUGCGGUGGAAACCUUGCGUGGCUCCGGAAGUCACACAUCCUACCGUGUUGAGAGACAGAGCGAAGUGUCCGGGACUUCGGCGCAGUUUGCCCGAUAUGAGGCCGGUAUUAAGUACAGCUACUCUGUUGAGCUGCCCGAUACGGGAACCCAUGGGUUUCUACUGCCGCCCUCGGGGAUUGAAGCGACAGCGAGAGACACACUUGAGUUGAUUAAAGGGAUGGUAGACUAUAUUUAACGUUAGUUUUAGUGAAUGUAUACUUUAAAACAAGUAAGUCUUGA